CGGGAAAGCCAUCCCGGACCUGUCCGUACCGGUGCAGGCGGUGCAGGCUGCAGUCAGCAACCUUGUGCGGGUUGGGAAGGAAACGGUUCUAACUACAGAGGACCAGGUGCUAAAGAGAGACAUGCCGCCUGCAUUCAUCAACAUGCUUCCAAAGGUUUGAUAGGGUGGCUGAAAUUGCCGACUCAGCAAUGCUGGACCCCAGACAUCAGGCUGCAUUGACUUGAGUGUCCUGUACUGACAGAAUUAUGGAGAUCGAUGAGCUAAGUGCACCAACAUAACAUCGGUUUUAGAUGAAUUAUCAGCCGCCUUGUCUAACUUCAGUUUUAAUAGCAGAUUCCAGAUCUUACACCCCCAACACACACAUACAUGUAUAGACACAUACAUUACACAUGGGGCACCACACCGUAAAUCUCACCCACCAGGCUUAGGAGGGGGCAUCUGUAAUGUGAACCUGACUAAAUAUAGAUGAACCAGCAGCCAUCGAUACCCUGACCAACGGGGGUCAGAAGAAGGAGGCGGUGCCUUGGCUUCUUUCAAGCACUUCAAGUCAUCACCUAAAUUCAACCUAAGAAAACCUGUAAUAUUGGAACACCCAAAAACAAAACAACAUCCUACAUUGUCGUCCCUUAUGUGCAGUUGUUUGUUUAAUAUGUUUAUUUGUUUGAAAUGUAACAAAAACAAGAGAUAAAUGUUCCCGGUGUGUGCAGGGUGGAGAACUCGUCUUCUAAACUGGUCCAAGCGGCUCAGAUGCUGAAGACUGACCCCUACUCAGUUCCUGCUCGGGAUUACCUCAUCGACGGCUCGAGAGGGAUUUUGUCGGGCACGUCUGACCUGCUGCUUACGUUCGAUGAGGCCGAGGUGCGUAAGAUAAUCCGCGUGUGCAAAGGAAUCAUGGAGUAUUUGACAGUAUCCGCAGUGGUGGAGACCAUGGAGGACCUCGUCACGUACACUAAAAACCUGGGCCCAGGGAUGACCAAGAUGUCAAAGAUGAUAGAGGAGCGACAACAGGAGCUGACACACCAGGAGCAUAGACAAAUGCUCAUCAACUCCAUGAGCACGGUCAAAGAGCUGCUGCCUGUCCUGAUAUCAGCGAUAAAGAUUUUCGUGGCAACCAAGAGCGGGCGUGGCGCCGGCAUUGAGGAGGCCGAGAGGAACCGCCGCUUUACCUUCGAGAAGAUGAGCGGCGAGAUCACUGAGAUCAUCAGAGUCUUACAGCUCACCACGUGGGACGAAGACGCCUGGGCGAACAAGGAUAUGGAAGCACUGAAGAGAUCUUUGGCUUUGAUUGAAUCGAAGAUGAUCCAAAUGAAAAAUUGGCUGAAAGACCCCUACGGACAACCAGGAGAACCCGGCGAGGUCGCAUUGCGUGUGAUUCUGGACGAGGCGGGAAAGGUGGGAGAGCUUUGUGCUGGGAAGGAGAGGAAGGAUAUCCUGGCGACACAUAAAGCUCUGGGACAAAUGACAGACCAGAUUGCAGAUCUUCGAGUCAGAGGCCAGGGUCCGAGCCAGGCGUGUGUGCAGCGUGCAGGCCAGUGCUCUCAGGGCUUAGACUUGUUAUUUGCAAAAGUGGAUAGUGCUGCUCGCAGACUGGAGGCUCUUAUCAAUGCCAAGCAAGCAAUCGCCAGGAGGCUGGAUGCGGCACAGGCCUGGUUGGCCGACCCUAACGGUGGUGCGGAGGGCGAGGAGAACAUCAAGGCGUUACUGGCAGAGGCCAAACGCAUUGCCGACCUGUGCGAGGACCCCAAAGACAGGGACGACAUCCUGCGCUCCAUCAGUGAGAUCGCAGGCCUCACCUCCAGACUUGUGGACCUUCGCAAACAGAUCAGAGUGCAGCCUUGUGUCACCAAUACCUGGCACAUUUUACCGGCCUGGAAAUUAUGUUGUUGCCUGUCAACUUUGGGCAUCAGUCCUACAAUAAGAGGUAAAGGUGACAGUCCAGAGGCGCGUGCCUUGGCAAAACAAAUCGGUGCGGCCCUGCUGACCCUGCAGGCCAAAACCAACCGAGCUGUGGCCAACAUGAGGCCCGCCAAGCCUGCAGUCACCCUAGAGGGCAAAAUGGAACAAGCUCUGCGCUGGGUCGCCAACCCCGGAAUGGAUGACAGAGGUGUAGGUCAGGCGGCUAUCAGAGGGAUGGUUGGAGAAGGCAGGAGGCUGGCAGGAGGCCUCUUGGGGCCAUACCGCCAGGACAUGAUGGGACGCUGCGACCGGGCAGAGGCUCUCAUGACAUCUUUGGCAGACAUGGCUGGCAGGGGGGAAGCAGAGGCCCCCCACGCUCGAGCAACUGCCGUGCAGCUACAUGACAGCCUCAAGGACCUGAGGCAGAAAAUGCAGGAGGUGAUGACCCAGGAAGUAUCUGAUGUCUUCAGUGACACCACAACCCCUAUCAAAUUGCUGGCUGUAGCUGCGACCUCUCCCCCAGAUGCCCCCAACAGAGAGGAGGUUUUUGAGGAGCGCGCUGGGAACUUUGAGGCCCACGCGGGUCGUCUGGGGGCAACAGCUGAGAAGGCGGCUGCUGUGGGAACAGCCAAUAAGAGCACGGUGGAGGGGAUUCACGCUGCAGUCAAACAUGCUCGCGAACUCACGCCACAGGUAACUUCUGCUGCUCGGAUCUUGUUGAAGAAUCCUGGAAAUAAAGCAGCGUACGAGCAUUUUGACACCAUGAAGAACCAGUGGAUCGACAAUGUAGAGAAACUCACAGGUUUGGUGGAUGAGGCCAUAGACACGAAGUCGCUGCUCGACGCCUCCGAGGAAGCCAUCAAGAAAGACAUCGACAAGUGCCGAGUUGCCAUGGCGAAUGUUCAGCCCCAAAUGCUUGUUGCCGGGGCGACGAGCAUCGCACGGCGAGCCAAUCGGGUUCUGCUGGUGGCCAAGAGGGAAGUGGAAAACUCGGAAGAUCCGCGCUUCCGGGACUCUGUGAAACACGCGUCAGACGUCCUGUCGCACACCAUCUCCCCCAUGGUCAUGGAAGCCAAAGCGGUGGCUGGCAACAUACAAGAUAAAGGGCUGCAGAAGGCCUAUUUGGACUCCUGUCUGAGGAUCCUGGCCGCUGUGGGAAAAGUCAGAGAGGCCUUCCAGCCUCAGGAGAUGGACUUCCCCCCUCCACCACCUGACCUAGAUCAACUCCAACUGAGCGAUGAGCAGGCUCCACCCAAGCCGCCCCUGCCAGAAGGCGAGGUGCCGCCCCCGCGCCCUCCUCCUCCCGAGGAAAAGGAUGAAGAGUUCCCGGAGCAGAAGGCUGGGGAGGUCGUCAGUGAGCCAAUGAUGGUGGCCGCCAAACAGCUGCACGACGAGGCCCGCAAGUGGUCCAGCAAGGAGGGAGUAGAGGUAGACGAUGAAGAUGAGUUUACUGAUGGUGAGGAUGACUAUGAGCCAGAGCUGCUGCUGAUGCCCUCCAACCAGCCUGUCAAUCAACCCAUGCUGGCGGCUGCCCAGGCGCUGCACCAGGAGGCGCGCAAGUGGUCCAGCAAGGGCAACGACAUCAUCGGGGCCGCCAAGCGUAUGGCUCUUCUGAUGGCCGAGAUGUCCCGGCUGGUGCGUGGCGGCAGUGGCAACAAGCGAGCGCUGAUCCAGUGCGCCAAGGACAUUGCCAAAGCAUCGGAUGAGGUGACGAGACUCGCCAAGGAAGUGGCCAAGCAGUGCACGGACAGACGCAUCAGGACGAACCUGCUGCAGGUGUGUGAGCGGAUCCCCACCAUCAGCACUCAGUUGAAGAUCCUAUCCACGGUGAAAGCAACCAUGCUGGGUAGAACAAACAUUAGUGAGGAGGAGUCCGAGCAGGCCACAGAGAUGCUGGUCCACAACGCCCAGAACCUGAUGCAGUCCGUGAAGGAGACGGUCAGGGAAGCUGAGGCGGCCUCCAUCAAGAUCCGCACAGACGCAGGAUUCACCCUCCGCUGGGUGCGCAAGACUCCCUGGUACCAGUGAACGCAGCAGUGACUUUGUGAACAGCAGCACACACUACGUAUAAAGAGUGAAAAAAAAGAAGUAGCAACAUAGACAUACUGUAGAUGAUUCUCCAUCAUCCACUGUAGAUGUGCUUCAUUUAAAGCUUCUUUUGUCCCUUUUUAAAAUGGACACAAAAGAAGCAUCUUUAUUAAUAUAUAUUUUUGGUAUGUUGAUUGCAAGUAGCUAUAUAUUUUUUGCAUGAAGAUGUUUUCUAUUUUCUAAAAGGCAACUUGAAACAUUGUGAUAGGACUUUUGUGUUUCACAGAGCUUUGUUUCUUAACAAUGAAGUGUUUCGUGUGUGUGUGUACACUCAUCUGUGAGAGAUAUUCACUGACUUUAAAACAUUUAAGUGCAGCGCGCUCCCGAUCUCAUGUUUACUUUGACAAUUAGCGCUGCUCUUAACUGAUUGAAGACCUGCGUGUCAAUUUAAAGGUGUGGCGUCAUCACCUACAUUUGGUGACGCUUAUACUUGAACUAUGAAGUCUUCUGGAUUAGAAAUCCUUGGCAAAGAAGUGUGUAAUUCCAUAAACUGCUGACUGCUGAUAAAAUGGCAGAUUUAGUUGAUUGAAGUAUUUGCAGAGCGUUGGUUAUGUGUGUGUGUGUGUGUGUGCACGUGUGUGUGACAGUAUGGAGGAACCCAUGAGUAGUCAUAAGGAUGGGCAUAAUGAUAAAUUUUAGUCUUGUGGAAUUUAUUGCUAAUUAGUUGUUUUCUUCAAGGCAAAAUGGUGUUCAGUCUCAACCAGUUUUCUGUCUAAAGCUAACCAGCAGCAUUUUGGCUGUAGGAAGAUUAGCUACAUCCACACUAUGUACACAACUCCUCCACGCAACAUUCAGUUCAAUACAGCACUGGCAUGGAAACAGGAAUUACAAAUAUUCAGAUAAUGGAAACGUUUGAAAUUAACAUUUUCCCCAUAGUCAAUCAAGGAAAUGUAGUCAAAUGUCCAUCCCUAUUUAAAUGUGAAGUUUUUAUGGCUGCUGAUUUUAUUUUUAUUUUUUUAUUAUUUUGAAGCAAAAUGUUGCAUUUGACAUUGAAUAACUACAUUUUAAAGCUAUAAUUCAUUCAAAGAGCCCGCCACCACACAUUUUUAUUUUAUCCUACUUCAUAUAUUUUCUAGUUACGUAUAACAUUUAUUUUCAUGUACUAUUUCCUUAACAGUUGAAAUGUUUUGGUGUCACAAUUUAACAAAAUUACAUGCAACGAGCGCCGCACUCCAUACCUUUUAAGCUGUUGUUUCACUUUUACUUUAUUAUAUAAAGUAUUUUGUAUGAUUGCUGGGCAAAUGUAACUGUUAAAUGGAGCAUCAGUGUGUGUGCGCGCGCGUCAAUAUAAAGGAGCACGCUAUUAAAGGGACAGAAUGUAGUGAGCAUGUAGCAUCCGCUUUCUCAGAGCGACAGGGUGUUUGAAUAUGAUUACAGUAUACAUGUACUGUGAUGUGUCCCAUGCGCCCGAAUUGUAUCCUGAGAGCUUAUGGCCACUCAAACACAUGCGCUGUUUGUGCCUUGGAAUAAAAAGACUGACAAUGAAUGAA
Molecule: messenger RNA, 5474 nt
Organism: Phyllopteryx taeniolatus (common seadragon)
Lineage: Eukaryota; Metazoa; Chordata; Actinopteri; Syngnathiformes; Syngnathidae
Product: vinculin-like
Exons: 23
Coding region: 748-3924 (1058 amino acids)
Biological process (GO): cell adhesion
Cellular component (GO): actin cytoskeleton
Molecular function (GO): actin filament binding; structural molecule activity
Source: RefSeq, a predicted model, not a curated record